AUGAUCAUGUUAAGGAAAUGUCGCUUAUAUAUUGGUGACAUUUAUACUAUCAGCAUGCCAACCUUCUUGACUCCUGGCCGGCACGGCUACAGCGUUCGGUUUUCCCGGACAAGGCCGGAUACCUUGGCUGUUGCGACCAGCCAGUAUUAUGGUCUUGCAGGAGGUGGAACUCUAUUUUUCUUAGAGCUAGCUCCUGAUGGAAGCACCAUCAUCGAAGUUCAGAAACUAGAGUGGAGCGAUGGGCUAUUUGAUGUGACAUGGUCAGGCACCACAGAGAGUGCAGCAGCGUGUGGUGCGGGCGACGGCGCCGUCGUAGUGUGGCGGGUCGGCUGUGCGGCCCCGCUGCGGGUGUUGAGGGCACACACCAGUGAGGUGUGCUCCGUGGACUGGCCAAGGACACAUCUCUUGAGCGCUAGCUGGGAUACUACUAUUAAAUUGUGGGACCCUGAAUCGGAAGCCUGCCUCAGUACUUUCGUGGGUCAUUCUCAGCUGGUUUACACAGCUGCUUUCUCUCCUCAUUCGCCUGCCACCUUCGCCUCGGUAUCAGGAGACGGUCACCUCAAAUUGUGGACUUGUACUGAACCUUCUAGACCUGCUGCAGUUGUCAAGGCUCAUGAUGCUGAGGUGUUGUCCUGUGAUUGGAGUAGAACGGAGUCACAUGCUCUUGCCACAGCUGGUUCUGAUGGUCUUAUCCGAGGCUGGGACCUGCGAAGACUGACAUCACCCAUGUUUACACUCAAAGGAUGCGAAUGUGCAGUAAGAAGAGUACAGUUUUCCCCUCACGCACCUUCCAUAUUGGCGGCUGGAUCCUACGAUUUUACGACAAGGAUAUGGGACCUCAAACGUGGCUGCGAGCCUCUAGAAACGAUACGACAUCACUCUGAGUUCACAUACGGCUUGGACUGGAACGCGCUGAGGCCGCAUCAGAUCGCGGACUGUGGGUGGGACUCACUAGUCCACGUCUUCACGCCCCGGUCUUUGGCCUGAGACUGUAGUCAAUGAUCCAUUGGAACGUCUGUGAUUAAAUAGAGUGUUUGUGGAGGAAUCGUGCCAAACCAUUGUAGUGUUUAUUGCGAAGACAAUCAGGGUUAUAAUCGCUUGCAAGCGUUCACUCGGUGCAGGUAACGGUGAACAGGGAUAUUGUGGUUUUUGGUGAUAGACAAGAUGUGUAUUGUAAAUUAUUCUUUGUUACUAUUGUAGUAAGGUAGUGGUUUGUUUGAAGUGUCUAUGUUGUAUUUUAACAUUCCUAUUGGCAUAUUCUGUGGAGCUUGUCAUUACAAUUAUAUGUUUAUUCUGUUGUUGUUUCGGAAUUAUUGAGGAAAAUGUUCAUAUUACCUACUGCUUGACCAAGGAUUGGUUUUAGAAAAUUUCAUAAUGCAGAGAAAUCAAUAAUGAUCAAAGUCUUUUAAAUCCAGACCAUGCAUAAUAAAGUAAAGAACAUUCUUUACAAAAGCCUCGAAUGUGAUGCAGACUCGUCACUUGAUCUCAUAAUUUUUAAUGGAUAAAACUUUUGCUAUAGCUACUCCCGAUACAUAGCCUCUGAGGCCCUUGUUCUUAUUGCGAUAAGGCUCACCUCUAUGAAUGUUACAUUGUACAUAUGUACCACUCAAUAUAGGUUAAAAUAGACAUGAUCUUAUGUUUAUGCAUUUGGACUUAUUGGUAAAUAUUGUGAUAUUGUUUAGUAAACUCUUUCUUCAAUGUUCCCCAUACGUUUUAUGGUGCGUUCAUAUUUGACACACAUGUCAUUAGGCAGUGCUUUUAGUAAUUAAUAACUAAACUACUUAUAAUUAUUACAUCCUGUAUAAAUAAUUUUAUAUGCAGACUGAUUCUAACACGGUGCAUUUUAUUUUAGGCUUUAUUUUUACUUACUGACAGUUAGUAAUGGCUUGUACUUAUUCGUUACACAUAUAACUUUCCGUGUUUUUUAUUUUUUAAAUUUUUAUAUUAGUUUAAGCAUAUAAUUUUAUUGUGAUGGUGAUACAGUCUCCUUUGAAUUUUCAAUAUAGUUUAUGAUAUUUAUGUUAGUCAAAUACCUAUGUGAUGAAUGAAGGUAAUUCUUUUAUACCAAUGGAAGUGAUAAAUAAAUAAAACGAAACGAAAUAUUUCUAUAGUGCAUAAAAUAUGUCUCGUAUGUCAGCAACAUUUGACGCACGUUGCACCAACACAAAUAACAAGCCGCGCGUCAUGUUGCGAUGUCGAUGUUCCAUUGCAAUGUCAAUGUUGCGUUGCAAUGCCGAUGUUGCGUUGCAAUGCCGAUGUUGCGUUGCAUUGCCGAUGUUGCGUUGCAAUUGCGUUGCAAUGCCGAUGUUGCGUUGUAAUACCAAUGCUGCGUUGCAAUGUCGAUGUUGCGUUGUGAUGUUGCGCAACAUUGUGUAGCGCUGCAAAAUGUGCUGAGCGCUGUGUUGCGCGUCAAUUAUUUGUUGCAUAGUAGAUACGAGCCUUUAUCCUAGACAACACAAUUUUUAAAUGAAUUACUGAAUGAACUAUAUAGGAGCUCUCUAGUGGGGAUUUA
Messenger RNA from Spodoptera littoralis (African cotton leafworm), 2512 nucleotides. The record is from the annotation of a GenBank genome assembly. Lineage: Eukaryota; Metazoa; Arthropoda; Insecta; Lepidoptera; Noctuidae.